Fonsecaea multimorphosa CBS 102226 is the source of this 1347-nucleotide messenger RNA. RefSeq lists its product as uncharacterized. The record is from RefSeq and is a predicted model, not a curated record. NCBI's taxonomy places the organism in Eukaryota, Fungi, Ascomycota, Eurotiomycetes, Chaetothyriales, Herpotrichiellaceae. Gene Ontology annotation, cellular component: endoplasmic reticulum; membrane. Gene Ontology annotation, biological process: transmembrane transport. The transcript has 4 exons. The coding region runs from base 1 to 1347 and encodes 448 amino acids.
AUGGCUCAACAGGGUACCAGCCUGGCGCUUCCAUUCGUAGGUGGCAUACAGGCCUCCGCCUCUAUCCUCCUGACUAUCGGCUAUGGCUUGCUAGCCUCGCAAUGCAACCUCAUGGAGCCCUCUGCCGCAGGACAAAUAAGCAGGACUUCGGUCAACAUGUUCCUGCCAGCACUUCUGAUCACGAACUUGGGAUCUCAAUUGCAUUUGGACAAUAUCCUCCUAUACAUCCCGAUCCUUGUUUGGGCGGUUGCCUACCAAGUAUGUUCACUCUUGGUCGCGCGGGCUGUUGUGCACAUAUUCCGGAUGCCGCGCUGGGCAGUUGGGGCAGUCGCUUUCAACAACAGUGCCGCAUUUCCGUUACUGCUCCUCCAAGGUCUUGAUACCACGGGCGUUCUCAAGCCUCUGCUAACAGGCCCCGAUGAUUCGAGCUCCGCGGCGCUAGAUAGGGCGAGAUCUUACUUUCUUGUAUCUGCGUUCGUGUCUAAUACCAUCACUUUUGGAAUCGGUUCUUCCCAACUCAGGGGCCAUGAGGAGGAUGCGCCAGGAGGAGCUCAGAAGGUCCGAUGGCAAGAUGAGAGACGCUCGCAAAGCCCCGGCGAUCCCGAACGCCAAAGUCAAGAGGAUACACAAGGGAGCCAUGAGCCAGAUUCAGGAAGUAGUCGUACUUCACUGCUUCCAGACCACUCUGAUCGCUUUGUAUAUGCCUGCCUCAAGAGCAUCGGCAACACCAGUCGAGGUAUCUUUCGCAACUUACCUCAACCUAUACGCCGGCUUCUUCGUUCCUUCCAUGCAUUCCUAAGUACACCCUUUGUGGGAGGCGUUAUUGGGAUUUUCAUUGGCUUUACACCACCACUACAUCGGCUUUUCUUUGCAGAGACCGACCAGGGUGGCUACUUCAGUGCGUGGCUCACGGAGAGCACGAAGCACAUUGGUCAGUUGUUCGUGUCAUUGCAGAUGGUCAUCGUCGGAGUCAAGUUGAGCGUGAGCCUGAGGAGAGAGAAACGUCACGAAGACACUGGAUAUUUGCCUUGGGGUCCAGUGGUGUUCGCAGCUCUCUUCAGAUUCAUCUUGUGGCCAGCGAUUAGCAUCCCCCUUAUAUGGGUAGUUGCGACGAAAACAAAACUUCUAGCCAAAGAUCCGAUGCUGUGGUUCACUAUGAUGAUGAUGCCUGUUGGGCCCACAGCUAUGAAAUUGAUGGCUUUGGCCGACGUAUCCCGCGUUGAAAAGACAGAAAAGAUGGUCAUAGCAAGAUUCCUUGCACUCAUAUAUGGGAUGACACCUCUGACAUGCUUGGCUGUGGUUGGAAGCCUGAAGGCCUCUGAAGCGGCAAAAUCACGAAAAUUGUGA